This is a messenger RNA of Paraphaeosphaeria sporulosa, 426 nucleotides long. RefSeq lists its product as uncharacterized. NCBI's taxonomy places the organism in Eukaryota, Fungi, Ascomycota, Dothideomycetes, Pleosporales, Didymosphaeriaceae. The transcript has a single exon. Bases 247 to 423 code for a protein of 58 amino acids. The record is from RefSeq and is a predicted model, not a curated record.
GCCCAUCUCACCGUCAUAUUUCGAUAGUAUGCUUGGAAACAAACGUCGCUUAGGACAACAGUCCCAUCGUCUGAAUUUUCGGUGUCACCGCACAUGCCGAAAACAAUCUCUCGAUUCCCAAGCUCUUGGGCAGUAUCGUAUCACACCCUCAAACUCUCCGGCACCGCCACACUCGACAUGUCCUCUCUUCAAACUACUCCAAAUUCGAUGAGCGCUGCCUAACUGCAAAAUCGAACCAAGCGGAACAUGCACGCAGUCGCAGAAGAGACUAGACUAGAAUGUAUUGGAUGUUCGUAUGCCCCUCGUACACAUUUCUUAUCAUCCAAGCACCCAAAGCCUCAUUUGCUUAGACACACUGGGCGUGCGUCGAGCUUAAGGACAUACUGGAACGCGUGGAAUAUGGAGAAUUUGGAGAUGGAUUAGCAC